This is a messenger RNA of Penaeus chinensis, 1625 nucleotides long. RefSeq names its product organic solute transporter subunit alpha-like. The transcript is spliced from 9 exons. Gene Ontology annotation, biological process: transport. Gene Ontology annotation, molecular function: transporter activity. Lineage: Eukaryota; Metazoa; Arthropoda; Malacostraca; Decapoda; Penaeidae. Bases 181 to 1407 code for a protein of 408 amino acids. The record is from RefSeq and is a predicted model, not a curated record.
AAGAUUUGAUGCCACAGCCAAUGCCCGAGCUCUCAGUUAAAACAAAGGACUAGAGAAGUGGUUUGACUUUUUCACUCGCUGCCCCAAUGCCCCCAGGCGGUCGUGUGGACAAUCAUCGAGAAACUUGAUUUCAUUUAAAGUUGAUGAUGUCUUUGAGUGCUUAAGUUGGAAAUCAGGACGAUGGAAUUAUCGAUGUCUGACGUUCGGACGAUUCCUUACGAGUCGCCUGUAGAUUUGCUCAACGAUUCCUUUAACCAGGCAGGAUGUAACAACUCCUAUGUUCCGACUCAAGAUGAAUAUAGACAAGCUCUUGGAGGAUUCUGGAUGCCCCUUAUUACAGCUGGGAGUCUUAUCACCACUGGCUUAUAUAUUCUUUUCUUCGAGCAAGUCUUCUACACAAAUGCAGGCGCACAUAGAGUUUUCCGAAGGCACAUAUACUGGAUUGGCUCUGUUUACCCGUUCAUGACGCUGAUGAGUCUCGUGGCAUUGUUGGUCCCGAAAGCACACAACAUAUGCACAGCUGCAAAAAUCAUUUACAUGUCAAUCGGCAUCAGUCAUUUCGGUGACUUGACAGUGCUCAUGUUUGGAAGCGAGGAGGUGAUGCUUGCGAAAACAGAGGGCAACAAAAUCAACUUGCAAGUCGGGCCUUCCUGCUGCUGUUGCAAAUGUCUCCCUUCGCCGGAUGUGUCGAAGUUUAAUAUUCGUUUGGUGUUGUGGCUCUGUGACCAGAUGCCCUUCACUCAGGCUGCUUACUACCUUACGCUCCUCGUCCUCAUCGCUGGCAACAUGGCGACGCCGGGAAAUGUAAAUCCAGACGGUGUUUUUCUGUGGCUCAAUCUCUUCAACUUUGCUUCGUUCAUGGGCGGGCUGUACGGUUUGCAGAUCUUGCUCUAUUUCUCCAAGGGGCAUCUUGAAUUCUACAACUAUAAGGGCAAGUCGACGUCGGUGAAGAUCCUCGUCGUCAUAACUAACCUGCAGAGUUUCGUCUUUGACAUUAUGGGGAACUACAGUGCCUUUCCCUGCAUUGCCCCGUACCUCUCGCCGGCGGUCUAUAAGAUAACAAUCGUGAAUUCCCUCUACAUCUUCGAAAUGAUGGUUCUUGGGAGUUACACUUACUGGCAAUACCACAGCCACGAAUUCCUGAAACCCAACCCCGCAGACGUCGAGGACCUGUACAAGGCCGAAGACGACUCCUCCAGCGUCACCACAGCCAUUACCAUCGUCGGCGAUACUGAAGGCGGAACCUCACGCCCACAACAGCGCCGACAGACCUCACAGAUCACCGUGACGCCGCAGAUAGAAAGACCGCCCACAGAAAAUCCAUUAGUAGAUGAAAUUCAAGGGCCACAAUAUGGGGCUGUGGCGGCUGUCACUCAGCAACCCGAGUCUUUUAAUGGUGGCCCGUAGGUCUCCUUUCUAGCGUGCAGGUAUUGGAAGCUUUAGGAAAAGGUACAUUCAGAGAACUGCUUGCGCACAAAAUUCCACAGAUUCUCUCGUACGAUUAUUAUCACUAUACUUAUACUUCUUCUUCUUCUUCUACUUCUUCUUCUUCUUCUUCUUCUUCUUCUUCUUCUUAUUAUUAUUGCUAUUACUGAUAUUGUCAUUAUUACUAUUGUCACUUCUAC